Molecule: messenger RNA, 1602 nt
Organism: Selaginella moellendorffii
Lineage: Eukaryota; Viridiplantae; Streptophyta; Lycopodiopsida; Selaginellales; Selaginellaceae
Product: adenylate-forming reductase 03009-like
Exons: 1
Coding region: 1-1602 (533 amino acids)
Source: RefSeq, a predicted model, not a curated record
AUGGAAGCGUCUGGGAAGAAUGCGAUCAUCCUUGCAGGCGAUGCUAACGGAGAUAUAGAGUCUGGGAUUUGCAGAGAAAUGGUCGUGACAAAUCGUCUCUCGCGGCUCGAGUCGGCAAUCCAGCGCAUCGAAGGCAAGGUGAAUGCGGUGUUUGAGGCGACGAAAUCUCCAUCGCCACCAUCUCCUCCGCCACCAAAGAAGCGCUUCUUCGGCGGGAUUGUCACUCACCACCAAGCGUGGUGGCUGCUAAUCUUGCCGCUUAACAUCGCUUGCAUGGGCAUUGUGCUUGGAGGGGAUCGGACGCGCGCGGAUCGAGCGGAGCUGGCCACUACCCUGGCCCUGGCCAACCUCGUGGCCACCGUGGCCAUCCGGGACGGUACGGUCCUCCUCUGGCUCUACAAGGCCGUGGUUCGAAUCCCCUGGCAGAAGUAUUUCUUCAACCGGAUGCUCCACUGCAAUGGUGGCAUCCACACCGGCUGCGCGCUCAUGCUGCUCGUGUGGGCGAUCAUCGCCCUCGUCGAGACGGGCAGCGGCGAUCCGGUCGAUUGCGCGCUCCUCGCGAUGCUCUGCGCCGGCCUCCUCGCGAUGAUGCUCCUGGCGGUCCAGCCGCUGCGCGAGCGGCACCACAAUCUCUUCGAGACGGUUCACAGGUACCUAGGGUGGACGCUCCUCGUGCUGCUCGCUGCGAUCCUCGUCAAGGAAUUCACGGACAUGAGGUGGAGACUGUCCGCGGCGGCGAUCGGCAGCGCGGUUCUCAUGGGGAUCGCGCUGAUCUUGGUGUUCUACUCGUGGUUCCUGAUCGAGCGCCAGGACGUGGAGGUGAGAUCCGGGCGAGAGGGAAACAUCGUGGUGGUGAAGAUCAAGGGAAAGGCUCGAGCUGGCGCGUUUGCGAAGAUCUCCUUCAAUCUCGUCGAGUGGCACGCCUUCUCGGUGGCAUUCAGCAACAGGGAGAGUGGAUCCUACGGCCUCAUUGUCGGCGUCGCGGGCGAUUGGACCAAGAUGCUCGCGCAGAAGUGCACGCCACUGGAGAGGAUCAUGAGCAGUGCGUCUAGCUUGAGGAAAUCGCUCAGCAGGGCAUCGAGCUUGAGAAUGAUGAACAGGGCUUCCAGCAUGAGGAAGAUCAGCGAGGAGCACAGUACCAUCUCGGCAGAGGAUCUGAUCUCGGCUCCGCCGCCGCCGCCCACCGAUCAAGGGAUCCAAAACCAGACGGUGAGGGCGUUCAUCCGGUGGCACCGCCCACUCGGGUUCAUGUACUCUGUCUAUGCCUACAAGAGAGUGAUCUGCGUGGGCACUGGGGCUGGAAUUGCCCCAAUCCUCCCACACAUUGGCAGCGAUCGCGUCGCCAUGCACGUCGUCUGGAUCGCCAAGAAGCACCGGGAGAUUUAUGGGGACGAGAUUUGCGACCGCGUGUUCCAGCAUCCCCACACGAUCUAUGACACCUCCAAGCAGGGGCGGCCCAGGCCGGAGAUCGCAUUGCUGGAUUACGAGGAGUUUCAUCCAGAGGCCAUCUUCAUUGUCUCAAAUGCGCCCUUUACAGAGGCCGUCCGCGAUGUGUGCAAGAACAAGCAAAUUCCCGCCUUUGGUGCUGUCUUCGAUUCGUAA